AUGGACUACAAGCAGCAUAUUUGUGACUGCAUCAACAACUUAGUAAUCAAUCUGUUUCUAUAUAUCUCAUUCUGUUUGUUUGUUUCUAUCUAUCUAUCUAUCUAUCUAUCUAUCUAUCUAUCUCAGUUUGUUUAUCUGUCUAUCUGUUUGUUUAUCUAUGACAGUCUGUAUCUAUCUAUCUAUCUAUCUAUCUAUCUAUCUAUCUAUCUAUCUAUCUAUCUCAAUCUGUUUAUAUCUAUCUAUUUUCAUGUCUAUGUAUCUCAAUCUGUUCAUAUAUAUCUAUCUGUUUACCUCAGUUUGUUUAUCUCAAUCUGUUUAUAUCUAUCUAUUUUCAUGUCUAUCUCUGUUCAUAUCUAUCUAUCUAUCUAUCUAUCUAUUUUCAUGUCUAUCGCAAUCUGUUCAUAUCUAUCUAUCUAUCUCAAUCUGUUUAUAUUCAUCUAUUUCAGUCUGUUUCUAUCUAUCUAUUUUUAUGUUUAUCUCAAUCUGUUCAUAUCUAUCUAUCUAUCUAUCUAUCUAUCUAUCUAUCUAUCUAUCUCACUCAGUCUGUUUAUUUAUCUCAAUCUGUUUAUAUUCAUCUAUUUCAGUCUGUUUCUAUCUAUCUAUCUAUUUUCAUUUCUACUCACAUGA
Molecule: messenger RNA, 627 nt
Organism: Acanthosepion pharaonis
Lineage: Eukaryota; Metazoa; Mollusca; Cephalopoda; Sepiida; Sepiidae
Source: the annotation of a GenBank genome assembly